Molecule: messenger RNA, 3125 nt
Organism: Ceraceosorus bombacis
Lineage: Eukaryota; Fungi; Basidiomycota; Exobasidiomycetes; Ceraceosorales; Ceraceosoraceae
Source: the annotation of a GenBank genome assembly
AUGCCAUCCACCACUCCGUCCAGCAGCGCGACUGCGCCUCAAGGGUCGAGAUGGAGUCGGUGGGGCAAGGCAGGUUUCGACAAGGUGAGGGAGCGCCCGCGCAUACAUGCCAGACUUGCCGCUCACAUCAUGGCGCUCCCAAACGGUCUCCCAGGGCAUGAAGCUCAGCGAUUGGGCUUCUGGCUAUGCCAAUGCGGCAUCCGCAAGUGAGUACAAUGCCGCAGUGAUGCAGUGACGCUCGCGAGUACGAUGCCGCAGUAAUGCAGUGACGCUCGCCUCGGCUGACAUACGCACGCACGCACGCUCCCUCGCUCCCUCGCGCACACUCGGCAGAGAUUGGCGGCGAGCGGUUCUGGCCAAAGUCCAACGACAUGGUGCUAGAGAUCGAAAAGUGCGAGCGGAUACUUCGCGCAUUCACCGUGGAAGGCAUACCUCAGACGGAUGAAAAGGAAGAGGAUGUCAAGGACAGCAAGGGAGGCUGGGUUCGAAAAAAGAGAAAAGUGCUCAAAAAAAUUGUGAGGCAGGCAGGCAGGCAGGCAGGCAGGCGUUCGCUGCUCGCUUUGCUGUAUACCUUGCUGAGCGUCUCCACUGCCCAUGCGCGUGCACAGCCGCCAAACGCUAUCAAGCGCGCCAAGGGAGUGUGCAUAUACUCCUCUAUGAGAUCGGGCAUCGCGCCAUUUGGAGGAGCAGGCGGUGCUGGGGUGGUCAUGGCACGCUUGCCUGACGGAAGCUGGUCUGCUCCCAGCGCCGUAUCUCCAAACAAUCUAUCAGCUGGCCUCUUGCUAGGCAUCGACUUUUUCGACGUGGUGCUCCUAAUCGUGAGUCACGCGUAAAUGAUUGCCGCGCCCACCUCUCACGCUUCCUGCUCGCCGGCCGCCAACGCAACAGAACACCGAAAAGGCAAUGGACAGCUUCAGGACGCACAAGUUCACAGUGGGCGCCGAGACCGCAAUCGCUGCAGGCCCCGUGGGUGCAGGCACGAGUUUGGAAGGCGGCAUGGAGCGAGCACCGAUAUACAGCUAGUAAGUUUGGUCGCUACUGCACCUCGAGCUCAGCGCUUACACGAUCGAGUGUAUUGCCUAGCGUCCGGAGCAGGGGCAUGUAUGCGGGCGUAGAGAUGAUGGGUCAAGUCUUCAUCGACCGUUUCGAUGAGAAUGAACGUUUUUACUAUUGGCCUGGCAUCAAAGCCGGUGGUGAGUCUUGCCCGCGCGAGUCUUGCCGGCGCGAGUCUUGCCAGCGCUCAUUCCUGCGAGCCGACAAACUCACACGUGCCCGCUCCUCGCAGACAUUUUGACUGGCAAGGUGCGCAUGCCGCCUGCGGCCGCGGGACUGCAUCGAGCACUUCGGGAUGCAGAGGCUGGUGUUGCGCAAGGAGGCGCGCUGGAAAAGACCGUUUACGAUGUCGUGCGCAUCCCCGAGUCGGAGGUGAUGAAGCGACUGGGCCCGCACGCUUCUCGCAAAGCCCGCUCCGCACCCGCCGGCACGACUGCCUUUGCGGAGACGAGCAGUCCGAGGAGUACAAAUCCCUCCCUUGACGAGGAAUCGCAUGCGCCUUCCACAAGCAGCGUAGCAGGGCAGCCCUCCGAGCAACCAGAGCGUCUAGCGAGUGCGAAUGGUGCAGCAGUCGAUGAGCAAGAAGACGAAGAGGAGGAUUUUGUUCGAGAGGGAGAACGUUUAAGACUGCCGCCAACGCCCCAAGAGUUAGAAGCGCUCGAAGACGCCGGUAUUCCAGACGAGGAGGAUCUCAAAUUCGAGCAGCAGGAACGCGAAGCAGUGUACAAGCUGCCACCUCCGCCUAUACGUGAGUGACGCCGCGCGCUGCACCACGCUGCACCGCCUGCCGCGGUCUGACCGAUCAAGCCGCUCGAAUCCGCACAGACCACAAAGUCGCAUUCUUUCUCCGCACGCAGCCGACCAUCGCUUCCAAGCGUCGAACAUCCCAGAUCGACAUGGAUGGGCCAUACACGCCAGACUUUAGGAAAGCUCAAUAUACAGCUCUGCCGCCCUCGCCCAUCGAGAAAGCCAGCGCAAGUGUGCCUGCAGCGAGCUCUGAUCACUUGGAUGAGGUGCAAGUAUUAGAGAUACCAGCUCCUCGUGCAACCGACACGCUCGGUUUGGAGAGGCAUAGUCUGGCUGAGACGGUGCAGUCAGCGCCGCCCUACGAGUUGGCUUCCCAGCAGCCUCAAACUGCGCCAGUCAAUGGAAGCUUUGAUGCUCAACGCGGCCAUGUUGAUGCCUUUAGUCAACGUGCCGGAGAAGCUUCGCCCCGAAAUGUCGUUGGAGAAGGCCUGAAUGAAGCUCAAGCGGAUGAAUUGAUCUCUCAUCUAGUCGCAGAGCCGGGAGAGACUCCUGGUGCCGACGCCAAAGACGAUGACAAAGAGUCGGCUCAGGUGGGCCAAGCCAUCGAGACUGCAGAAGCGCCGAUAGAUGCAGCCUCCGCCGCCUCUCACACUUCCCCUGCACCAAGUCCCUUGACGUCGACCUCGUCUGCCCUGGCUCCCGCAGCAAAUAUCACAGCGCCUUUGGGACACGUUCGCCACGAGUCCAUCAUAUCAAAAGCCUCGUCAUCCUCUCUGCAAGGUGAUGCAUUCGAUUCAGCUGCUCAGAGCCCGGACCCAGAGUAUCGAGCCCUGCAGCCCGAGGCGAGCCAAGAGGAGACGCCGUUCCAUUCGGUGGACUCGGACGCGGGAGGAUUAGAGCUGGCAGGAUCGACAAAGGAUGGGCAGGCGCUGUCCAGACAGCCUUCCAUCAUUGGCUCAAAUCACUCGCACUCUUCAGCUCGAAGCAGCACUUCUCAUUUACCACUCGCGUCUCCAAGUGGUGCGACAACUCCAGCAGCUCAUACACCAGGCUCCAUCGCAACACCACCAGCACGGCCGCCGCGCAAUCGACCUCCGCGCAAUGCGGCUCGAACGCCUGGUGGACCAGUCACGCCAUCCACAACCCUCAGCAACGAAGCAGCACAUGGUGCGGCAACGCAGGACAGCAGAGCGACAAACACGUCCUACAGCGCGCUCGCCGUGUCUGAGUCAGACUCGUCCGGUGCAGCGCAUGACGAGGCUUUAGGCUCUAGUGGUGAUGCGAAAUCGCCUGCAAGUAGGCGCAAGCCGCCUCCGCUUCGGUAG